Molecule: messenger RNA, 3210 nt
Organism: Amoebophrya sp. A25
Lineage: Eukaryota; Dinophyceae; Syndiniales; Amoebophryaceae
Source: the annotation of a GenBank genome assembly
GUAGAAUCUCAGGGUAUAAUGAGAUGAAAGUCGACAUUAGCAUUUUUACCUGGACGAUUUAUGAUUUAUGUAUUGUUUCCCUUUUGCAUGCAUAAAACACGCACCACAAAAUAGAUGCGUCCAACCGAAAGCUAGCAAGUCCUCCGCAAGAUGACGUCAGGUUAUGAUCCACAGGAGCCGGAAGGCUUGGCGUCACCCCAAGGAUCGCGGGAGGCAUCAUCAGCGACUGAGCGGGAGCGGCUUUCUAUUUUGAUCAUUUGUGAUUUCUUUUAUCCGGACCUUGGCGGUGUGGAGAAUCAUAUCGAACAGCUGAGUCAAGGUUUAGCGGCACGUGGUCAUCGCGUUUGCAUCCUGACGCAUCCGUAUGAAACACCGAUAAACCCGCGGGGGGAGGUAGCAGGGGAUUUGAGAAACACUUCUGCGACUGGUGGCAGAAGCAGCAGCUCACCUGGGAAAUGGAGAAAAACUCUAGAUGGCGGGGAUGUAAUCAGGGAUCACGAGGUCGUGAGUGGACGGAAUGCAAGCGAGGCACCAACUCGACCACCUGAAGAUGGUGGAGGAGAUACAGCGGCAGCAGCGCCUUCGAGUUACGCCGAGCGAAUCGGGCGCAAGGACUGGAUACUGCGUCGUGGUGUGCGUUACCUGGAAAGUGGCGUGAAAGUAUACUACGCCCCUUUUGCGACGAUGCCACGGUGGCUAACGACUGCAGUAUCCACGUUUCCGUCAGGCUACGGCUUUUUGCCUCUGCUCCGCAGUAUCCUACUCCGGGAGCAGGUGGACGUAGUGCACACGCAUCAGUGUACGAGCUGCCUGGCUCUGGAGUGUCUCUUUCACGCUCACCAUCUGGGGUAUCGGACAAUCUUUACCGACCACUCCUUGUUGGAGGUUACGAAACCGCUGAUGAUGCCCGUCCACAUGAACAAGGUGAUCGUGGUGGCGCUGACCUGCGCAGACCACUGCAUCGCCGUGUCUGAAAUCCUGCGGCAAAAUGUGGCGCUCAAAGGAAAUUAUCCUUUAGAACGACUCAGCGUCAUUCCGAAUGCAAUUUACUGCGAUCGUUUUACGCCAGAACCAGAAGAUUCGAGUGCAGGUGUUGGCGAUGCAAGUACUGGAAACGGAACAACCGCAGUUGCGAAGGAGGUGCCGCCAACGACGGGAGUUGCAGUCGAAAAACACAGAGCGGAACGUGUACGGAAAGAAAAGGAAAUCUCGGGCAACGAGCACGGCGAUGGCCUUCCAGUCGAUGCGGCUCGGCAGGAUGUGGCUCUGAAACAGGGAGACGACCUUCAAGAGAGAUUUGGGGAAGGUGAGAUUUCUGGCAGAGUUGUCGAGGUAACGAGGAGCUUAAGAGUUUUGUCACCGCUCGAAAAGAGCUUGACAGAAACACCGAAGCCCCCUCCUGUAACGAUCGUGUACAUGGCCCGACUGACGUACCGAAAAGGCAUCGAUUUUCUUGCCACCUCGGUUCCGCGUAUUUGUCGUAGGUUUGGGGAAGGCCGAGUGCGGUUUCUAAUUGGUGGUGACGGAGAUGCGCGGCCCAUCCUAGAGAAAAGUCUACGCGGAAUCUUGCUCCAGGGUGCUCGGACGCCGCAAGGCGUCGCGCCGUACUCGACCAAACGUGAGGCGGAAAUCCGAAGCAAGCUGCGUCGCGAGAGAACAUGGGAGGACGUCGCUGGAGAGGGUGAGAGCGGAGAUGUCGGCUAUCUUCAAGCGCACACGGAUGAUGUGAAGCAUCAGGAUCGAGCUGGAGGAACACUGUCGCAGCCCAUCUCCGCAACUCAGUGCCAGCUUUUGGGCGCCGUGCCAGCAGGAGAGGUCCCCAGUAUUCUACGACAGGGAGAUAUAUUUUUGAACACAAGUCUGACGGAGUCGUUCUGCAUCGCGCUGGUUGAGGCAGCCGCGUGUGGAUUGAAAGUGGUAUCGACGAACGUAGGAGGUAUUCCCCAGACGUUACCUUCGUACAUGAUGAGACUAGCGGAUCCUGAUCCUAUGGCCAUUUUUUGCGCUUUGGAAGAAGCCAUUUUGGAAGUUGAGGCUGAGCGGAGACGAGAUGCAAAGGUUGUGCAGGGUGGUACUGCUGAAUAUACCAGGAAAAAAGAUUUUAUCCCUGCUGCCGUUGGGUGCCGAGAAGAGGAGGAUACCCUGGGCGGAGGAUCGACGCCUACAACUUCGGAUCUGGCGGGAAAGAGUAGGGUUAUUGUAGGAGAAGACGCUGCUCGUGGAUCAAGAGACGAACCUUCAAAGCGAAGAUGUGACUUUCCUCCGGAGAAAUAUGCUCCGGCUGUAAGGUCACACGCAGACCGGGAGAGAAGAUGGGCACAGCACGCCGAGGUGCGUAGUCUCUACAGUUGGCCCGAUGUUUGUCGGCGGACAGAAGGUGUUUAUUACCGCGUUGUGGAUGAACCGCGACGAACUACACAAGACUUGCUGCUGGAUAUGCCCCAGCGCCUUGGAUUUAUCAGUGGUCUUCUUUAUGCAUAUAUGAUCUCUCUUGAAGUAGUUUUGAUCAAGCUUUUACAAGCCGUACACCCAGCGCGGCUCGUGCAAGUGGUUCGGCAAAGCUGGAGUGAUCUACGUGAGAUACGAUGAACAGCUUUUUAAAGUUUUUGAUGUGUGUAGUGUCGGCUUGAGAGUUGGGUAGGUCAACUUCCUCGUCUCUGUGGAGCCAGUAGAUCUCUCAAUUUUGUGUUUCUCUACUAGAAGCGAAGUAGCAUUUUUUUCGUACUGACAGCGAGAUGUGCGCUGCGUACUUACCAGAUGCAGCUUAUGAAAGACGGUGUUCAAUUUGUUUCAGCGUCUGUUCUUUGUCUGCACGAAACCACGUAUUAUCGAAAUUUCGUGUCAAUGUUAUGUCUUGAUAUUGCGCUUCUUCAAUUCUGCUCAGCGUUUAGUGAAAAACCACUACCAGCAAUAAAUGAUGCUGCUAGUUAACUCUCUGUAGAAAUCUCCUUGCGCUUCCGCUAAAAACUUUGAAUGAUGAGGAGAUCCCCGACAUUUCACUGAAAGAUCAAAAUCUAUCUUUUCUGCUGCACAUCCGAAAUGUGAUGACUGUGCGAUCCUGGAAUCUUCGUUCACAAUCGGUACGAAAAAGCUGCGUGAAGGAGCAAAUCUUGUGUUGCGAAAGCUGCGAUUGCUUCCCCACUUUCAUCCUUAUCGGCUUGAUUUAUUCGGAGUCGUUCAACCUAGAAAAAGAAAUGUAAAGAAUCUCCU